ACGAGCGCUGAGUGAACCGACAUUGGCCGGGCGUGCCGGGACCCGUGACCGAUGACCCGUGAGCCGGGGCCCUAUUCGCACAGCUCGCUAACCGCCAGUCAGUGCAGCCAGCGAGGUCUAUCCCUUGUCGCGCCCGUGAACCUCACGUCGAGGCACGCUGAACCAAGCGUUCUGACCCAAGUGACUGCGUAGUAAGAUGGCUGGGGCCGAGGACCAGCUGGGUCUGUUAAAUCCGGGCCUGCUCAGGAACAUCGCCGGCGCUCUCCACCCCAACGAGGUCGCUUCCAGCUUCAAGUUCGCCAACAAAGAGGUCCUUGGGUGCCUCCGUGACGACUACCGGACCUUCAAUCUGGCCAGGAAGCCGUCGCGGUGGUGCAGCAGCAUCGUCCGCGGCGUGGGUUCGCCGCCCUCGCUCGCGGAGCAGCCAUGGCCUGGACACGACUUUGUGGCCCACUGGGGCCGCCCGGAGCCCUGGCGCGCGCUGAACCGGCGACAGCGACACCGCCUGCUGUGCCUGGCCGCCUCCAGCCUCCACCCUCCCAGCCUGGACGCGGCGCUGGCGCACUGCGGCACGGUGGUCAAGGCUGAUGCGCUUGUGUCCGCUGCCGCCGUGGGCGAACUGGAGGCGUGCCGCCGGCUGCUGGUUGAGGAGGGCUGCCACUGGGACACCGAGCCGGUCUGGGCGGCCGCUGCCAUGAACGGUCACGUGGCGGUGUGCCGGUGGCUGGGUGAGAUUGGGAUGUAUGGCGGCGAGGUGGCGUCCACCAAGCGCUUUGUGGUGAAGGCGUGCUGCUUCAGUGGGCAACGGGAGGUGCUGGCGUAUAUGCAGACGGAGGUGGGACGUGGCUGGGGUGGUGAGCCGCUACCCGCAGAGCUCGCGACCGCCGCUGCGGAGGGAGGGCAGGUGGAGUUGCUGGGCGAGCUGCUGGCAGCGGCGGCGGUAACGGGCGCCAUGCAGUGCUGCGAGGUGCUGGCGGGCGUGGCGUACGGCUGCCCAUCGGAGGUGCUGCAGCACUACUACGGGCAGUGGGGCACGGAGGCCGCGGCGGAGGCCCAGCACCGGCAGGCGCUGCUGCUACGCGCGGCCACCAGCCCCACCGGCGACUGGGCGGCCAAGUGCGACUGGCUGCUGUUGCGGUGGGGCUCUUCGCCGGGCUGGCCCUCAACUGGGGUUUUUAUGCCGAGAGUUGGACUUUAUGAGUACCAGGCCAUGUGGCGGCACGCGGCGUGGCAGCCCGACUACCUGCAGCGUCUGCAGCACCUUGCUGCAUGCGGCCUGGGGAUUCCUACGGAGGCUGUGGAGGCCGCAGCUGCAGCCGGACACGUUCCCGCAGCGGCGUGGUGCCUGGGCCUGCCGCUGCUGGUGCCUGCAGCCAUGCACAGCAUGCUGCUGGCAAUGAUGGGUCGCGAGCUAUCGCGGCCGCCAGCGCCGCCGCAGGUCCUGGCGACGGCAGCGGCUGCAGCAGGCCAGGUGCCAGUGCUGCGGAUCCUGCGGGCAGAGGGCGUUGCAUUCAGCUACGUGCAGAACCUGAAGGCGGCCCUCGAGCUUCCGCUUCCGUUCAAUGAGCUGCUCGUGAACGAGAGGCCGUUCGAGUGCCUUCCCGCUCUGCGGUACCUGCUGAUGGAGGGGGGCGGGCUGGAGGAGGCUGAGGCGACGGAGGCGGCGGCAGCGGCGGAGGAUGGCGAAGAGGAGGAGGAGUCGGCGGUGGACUGGUCGGCGGUGCUUCGGCACGCAGCGCAGCGCGGUUCUGACCUGGCGCUGCUGCGCCACCUGCACGAGCAGCACGGCGCCGCGAUUAACUUCGAGGAGUUGGUGGCAGGCGGCAGCGAGGAACAACUGGAGUGGGCGCUGGGGGUGCUGGGGCCCGCGGGUGUGAGCAGCCAGGCCAGCGGCGUGGCUCUUUUCAGGUCCGCGCUGGUGAGCGGCAACUGGGCCGCCGCUGAGUGGCUGCGCAGCCGCGGCCUUGCUGUGGAUCCCGACGACCAGCAGCAGCUGCAGCAGCUCUUCUGCUCCCUGGCGGCGGAGCAAGACACCCCGCUCCACAUCCCGGCGCUGUGGUGGCUGCUGCAGCGCUACAGCCUGCAGUGGACGCCUGAGUGCAGGGACGCGCUGGACGUUUGCCAGGAGAUUGCGUGGGCAGGGGGCUGGCCGGUGGCGGCGGGACAUAGCCAGUGGAUGCAGGAAAUGAUGCAGAUGACAGUCAAGGCCCUGGCUGCACUGUGACGACGAGGAUACUCGAGCCUCGGCGCGUCUCCGCGUCAGGCCGCGGUUAACCGCGUCAGACCGCAGGACGUGAGUCACGUGACGCGACGGUUUGGACGCGAAAUGGAUGCCAGUCACUGAGAAGGGCCCAGCCGUGCCGACUACAAGGACGCCGGCGUGCGCUACCCAUAUGAUAUGCAUGGCUGUCCGCACUCGUGCUACAACGCAUGACGCAUUUACGUGCGGCGGGGGGCCCUGCUGGAACGUUGCGGGCAUGCGGUACGCAGCAUGUUACUGUAUGGACGGACGCAUGCCCUCCACAAACGCAUGGAUCACGACGCUUAAUACGGUAUGACACGUGGGCAGAGGCGGUGGGCCGGGGUUAAAGGGCAGGAAGGCGACAUGGGAGCUGUGCAGGAGAAAGUCGGUGUGGGGCCAGUCAGCGGACACGCGGGGGGUAGCGGGCCAUGUGCAUCGCGCUUGCCGGGGGAUGUGGUGCGGUAGUUGCCCACCAUUUGCGCGCAAACAUGGUAUGUGCGUGGUAGACUGGUACUCCUGCGUUGGAGUUGUGCACUGCGGGUAAGGCUGGGUAUGCUGGCUGGUACAACGCCGGAGAUACUGUCCUGUUGCGUUGGGUAGGACAACUAAAGGAAAACGAG
Molecule: messenger RNA, 2862 nt
Organism: Chlamydomonas reinhardtii
Lineage: Eukaryota; Viridiplantae; Chlorophyta; Chlorophyceae; Chlamydomonadales; Chlamydomonadaceae
Exons: 3
Coding region: 197-2224 (675 amino acids)
Biological process (GO): sphingolipid catabolic process; ceramide biosynthetic process
Cellular component (GO): cell periphery; membrane; endoplasmic reticulum
Molecular function (GO): glycerophospholipase activity
Source: RefSeq, a predicted model, not a curated record